This is a messenger RNA of Caenorhabditis bovis, 525 nucleotides long. NCBI's taxonomy places the organism in Eukaryota, Metazoa, Nematoda, Chromadorea, Rhabditida, Rhabditidae. The record is from the annotation of a GenBank genome assembly.
AUGCUCAUUGUGCCAAUCAUUUUUUCGCUCAUUCGAUUCGUUGAAAACGAUUGUUCGACAGACUAUUUGUACUCGUAUUGUCCCACGUGUUGUGCAAUUCUCUAUUCAUCGCAAAAAUGCGACAUCGAUGACGUCAAUUCAAGAUUUCUCGUCAAAGAAAAUGGCAACGGAGUUUUAGGAGCAAUUUGGGACGAUGCUCCGAAAACGAUAAUUGUUAGGAAAGGAUGUUUGCUUGAAGUUUGGGAUUGGAAGAAUCAAACAGGUCCGAAACGAGCACUCGGACUUGACGGGAUGGAAGUGUUCCCAUUGGAUCGGUAUUCGUUCGAAAACCGAAUUUCAAGUUUAAAAUGCAAAUGUGUUCAACCACUUUUAACGACUACAACAAUUUCCACUUCAACGACGUCGCAGCCUACCACAGAAGACACGAAAUUGGAUGUUGUCGAGCGAAUUCUGCUGAAUGCCAGCGAACACCACGCGAUUCCACCAAUUGCUGACAAUUCGACAAUUCUAAUUCCAUUGAAAUAA